Molecule: messenger RNA, 276 nt
Organism: Pterocles gutturalis (yellow-throated sandgrouse)
Lineage: Eukaryota; Metazoa; Chordata; Aves; Pterocliformes; Pteroclidae
Product: ubiquinone biosynthesis protein COQ4 homolog, mitochondrial-like
Exons: 2
Biological process (GO): ubiquinone biosynthetic process
Cellular component (GO): mitochondrion
Source: RefSeq, a predicted model, not a curated record
CCUCCCUGCUCCCUCCCAGGUGAGGUCGUGGUGAAGUGGUUCGAAGCCAUCCAGACCGGGCUGCCCAUGUGCGUCCUGGGAGCAGCGUUCGGCCCCGUCCGUCUCAGCACACGAAAGCUGCGGGUCCUGGCCACCGAGCUGGUCCCCUGGGCAAUCCGGAGCGGGCGCAAUGCCAGCUGUAUCCUGAACGUUUACUACGAGCAGCGCUGGGAGCAGCCCGUGGAGUCCCUGCGGGAGGAGAUUGGCAUCUUCCCUCCCCCGGCCGUCCGCGUGUGA